Molecule: messenger RNA, 2067 nt
Organism: Lethenteron reissneri (Far Eastern brook lamprey)
Lineage: Eukaryota; Metazoa; Chordata; Hyperoartia; Petromyzontiformes; Petromyzontidae
Gene: TMEM209
Product: transmembrane protein 209
Cellular component (GO): membrane
Source: RefSeq, a predicted model, not a curated record
UUGUUGCCGUGUGUUGUUGUUGUCGUGGUUGUUGUUGUUUGAGUCGUACUGGGCGACUCUUCGUGGCUGUAACUACUCGUAGAGGGCGCGUGUUUCGUCUGUGGUCGCGCUGCGCCGCGGUUUGAGCUCCCAGCCCAGCGGCCCGCCAUGGGUGGCUCUGAGCCGCGGGUGAUGCGCGCCGGGGGGCUGAGCCCCGAGGCGCGGGUGGCCCGCAUCGCGCAGGACAUGGCCCAGCGGCGGGAGGCGCAGGGCCGCGGCGUCCGCCUCGCCUGGGGCCUCCUGCACCUCUCGCUGGCCGCCAUCGCCUGCCUCGACCUAUCAAGCAAAAUGUUUGCUCAGUACUUUGGGGUGAACUACUUCAUGGUCUACUAUCUGGAGUCGGCGCUGGCAGUGCUGUGCAGCGUGAGCUCGCUAUUCAACCUGUGGAGGUACUGCCGCUGCUCGCUCCCUCAGCCUCCUGCCGCCCCCGGAACCUCCCCGCAGCGUGCAGCGUUGCUGAGCGGCGUGUCUCCCAGGCGAGCGGACGCGACCCCCGUGAGCUCCCCGCCACCCCCCGCCCUGCAGGGUCAGAGCGUGCUGAGCUACAGCCCAGGGCGUGCCUUCACCCCCAGCCCCCGAUUCUCCCCGGCGAGCCCCCUAGGGGGCUCAGGGUUCCACUCUUCCCUCGCCUCGUCAUCUGUCUCCUCGGCCAUGAGCAGCUCGGCUGCCUCCCCUGUGCCCCCCUACUCCUACUCACACCUGAGCUACGGACAGGGCAGCCCCGGCUCCCCGGCCAGACCGAUGGGCGCUACGUCUCCCCUCGACGGCUCGCUGGACUCUUCGGGCCUCCGGCUGCGCUACCGCACGUCCCCCGCUGGGCCGGCAGCGGUGCUGGGCCCCGAGGAGCUGAUCACGGACCAGAAGACGCUGCACAGCUUCAUGCAGGGCGAGGAGGAGCUGCAGCGGAGGCGUCAGCUGGGCAUGGCCGAGUGGAGCGUGCCCGCGGGAGGAGCCGGUGCCUGGGCCUACAGCCAGUCCCCCGCUGAGUGCGCCCAGAGCCUGCGCAAGUACGCCUACCAGCCGGCCUGCCGCUGCAUGCAGCCGUCCGCACACAGCACCGACGAGGCGGACGCCGGCGCCGCCACCGCCGCCGACGAGGUGUGGGCCAAGGUGGGCACGAGCCGGCAGCAGCUGGAGAACCUCGACUCGUGGGUCGCCAGUCUCCGCAACUGGAUCAGCGAGACGAUCCUGGUGCCCCUGGUCAAGGAGGUGGGGACCGUGAAUCGGCAUCUGCGUCGGCUGGGCUGCCCGGAGCUGCAGGUUGGCGAAUCCAGCGUGCCCAGCUUGCGCCAGGCGGUGCUCCUCAAGGCGGCUGCCAUCCCUACCCUCCCGCGCGUGCUGCUCUACCUGGACGUGACGGCCAACCAGGAGUAUCUGUGGGAGAGGAUUAAAGACCUGGCCGAUGGCGGUUGCAUGAGCGCGUUCCGCUGGAACGGCGGCGGAGACUACCGCGGGCGCAAGUGGGACGCGGACCUGCCCACCGACGCGAUGAUGGUGAUGCACAUGUUGUGCACUUACCUCGACUCGAGGCUGCCUCCAAACCCUCGCUAUCCGGACGGGAAAACCUUUACCUCCCAGCACUUCCAGCGCAGCCCCAACAAGCCAGAUGCCAGCAGCCAGCAGGGGCUGUACAUUCACCAGAUCAGCACCAAUCCAGCAAACUACCAGCUGGUGUACCACGGCACGGCGCUCGAGCUGCCCAAGGGACGGAAUAACCUGUUUCACACCAUCCUGAUGUUUUUGUACAUCGUCAAGACAAAGGAAUCAGGGAUGCUUGGACGGGCGAACCUGGGCAUGUCUGGCGUCAACAUCCUGUGGAUAUUCGGAGAGCAGUAGAUACGCCCAGGUGCUGGUGGGCCUCUCCAUUCAGAGCCAUCUACUUGGUGGCUUGGACCUGUCUGACCAGGCUUUGCCCCCUUCCCUCCAUCCGUCGUGCUGUAAGCCGCCACCCCUGCAGAUUUAUUUUACGACCACAAGAAACAUGUGUUUCAGGUUUUUUUUUAUAUUGAAGCGGUCGUCGGGGUUUUU